Anthostomella pinea is the source of this 1146-nucleotide messenger RNA. NCBI's taxonomy places the organism in Eukaryota, Fungi, Ascomycota, Sordariomycetes, Xylariales, Xylariaceae. The record is from the annotation of a GenBank genome assembly.
AUGGAUUUAUCUGCCCAAUUUCAGUCACAAGAUGAAGCGCUUGGCAAUAGCGUCUUGACAAGGGCAGGUCUACAGCCCGCUGGGCAUGUGGCAUCAUGUGUGGCCGACCAGGAGAUACAAGACAAUACCAGCAUCAUAGUGACCUAUCUCCUGGAGCAAGUCGAAGAGUAUCGCACACUGGCCAACCUACGGCGACAGGGAUGGGAGAACCCAGCAGGCGACAAAUUCUUCCGAAAGCAACGACGGAAUGCCGAUAAAGCCGACGCGCAUACGUCUCGUCAUCAUUUCAAACUGAUGCAGAGAAUCGGCAAUGGAGUUCACAAGGUCACGUCUGGGUUUGCGAUCAGCCGAUUCGCGGGCACUGUCCUUGAUAUGUGCGCAGCCCCGGGCGGCUUCCUUGCGACAGCCUUGAAGCUGAAUCCCGAUGCCACAGCUACUGGGUUCAGCCUACCUCCAUCCGAAGGAGGAUAUAGCAUUCUUCUGAAUGAAGAUGACAGAUACUGCGUCAAAUUCCUGGAUGUAACAAUGCUAGCCGAAGACCUGGGUGUUACGAGCAUCCCAAGCGAGCAUCCAGACGUGAGAAGCUUCCUUCCACGACAAAUUGAGGAGACGCGACUCUUCGACCUAGUACUGUGCGACGGACAGGUCCUCCGAACACAAAACCGAGCUCCUUAUCGCGAAACACGAGAGCCCGCGAGGCUGAAAAACGCACAGCUCGCUCUCGGUCUCGAACAUACCAGACCAGGCGGAACAAUGAUAGUGCUCUUCCACAACGUUGAAGCCUGGGACACGGUGUGUUUUCUGCAUACUUUCAACAAGUUCUCUUUCAUCCAGCUGCAUAAACCGUGCGAGGGCCACACAACAAGAUCCUCUUUUUACAUGGUUGCCACGAAAGUGCAGAGUCAGAAUCACGAGGCUGUACUUGCGAUUAAGAAGUGGAAAGACUUGUGGAAGACGGCGACCUUCGGUACAGACGGGGAAUUUGCCGAGUCUCUACGCAAGGGGGAGCCUACUGCCAAAGAAAUUUUGGGGGAGUUUGGUCUGGAGCUCGUGAGAAUGGGUAGAGGGGUAUGGAGUACUCAAGCAGAUGCUCUAGCCCGAGCUCCUUACAUCUUCAGCCAGCCAGCAUGCACACCGGAAUCCUAG